GUGAAAUAUGUUUAACUGCUUGGUAUAAAAAAAAAAACUUUUUUAUUCUCUCGACUUGCUUUAACUUUUGAACUAAAAAUAAAGUCAUCGAAUGGGCUAUCAUAUUUUUGUACACAUUGAUCGAUUGUCAUUGUUGAUUUUUUGAGUCUGACCGAGUAUCAAGCAAUAUCAUUGACUGUUACUAGUUACACUUUACUCAGACGACAUGACAUGACAUAGUUGAGUUACUGUUACUUUACACUGAUUCAACGAGAUUGUCGAGAUGCAAGACAACAUGACAUAAUAGAUGUCACUACUAGUAACUAGUAAGUAAACAAAUCAUAUUUGGUAGUGAUAGUAAUAAUUACCAAGUUAAGUAUUGGGCAUACUGAGCCCUACGCCUACUAAAACCUUAAUAAUGAUAGAAUAGUUACAGUUUAAAGAAUAAUACUAAUAUUAAAUUGAAAUUAAUAAAAUAAAAAAGGUAAAUACAGGGAAUGACUAAGACUAAGAAGUUUCCAAUUUAAAAAAAAAAAAAAAAUCUACAAUUACUAAGGCGAGGCUUAGGGCUAGGCAAGUUAGAGGUAAGAUUAAAAUCUUAAAUAGGCAUCUUAUUAAAUGCCUAUAUUUAGAUUAAGGGGUAAAAGUUUUUUAAAAAAAGAAAAAAAAAGUUGAUUACUAGGAAUUAUGGUGGGUAGGGUAGCUGGAUAGGCCUAUGCCUAUAUUAUACUAUAUAGGCCAUAGUAUGGAUUAUAUAGUUAUUCAUUACAUUAUUACAUUUUAAGUUGCAAUAACUAAAACUUUUCAUGAUUUACAAGGCACAACCAGCCCAACCAUUAAUCAACAGAAGAUUUCAGUCUAAGUUGGUAAGCCACAAAUUAAUAUUUAAUUAAAUAGAAUAAAAGUAAAAGCGAAAAACUUAAGUCUAACACUAAUAAAAUAUGGAACUAAUAAUUUGUAAACUUCAUUUUUUUUAAAAACAUUUAACUCUGACACUAGUCAAAAUAAGUCAUGGAUAUAGUGCUGGUACUGACAGAUUGGGUUUAGUGCUGGUAGAUGCUAUUAAAUAAUACUAGAUUCAAUUUUUUUUUAUUUUUUUUUUUAUUUUUUUUUAUAACAUAGAUGUAUAAUUAUUAUAAUGUUGGCCUAUAAGUUUAUCUAAUUUUCACAUAAAAAGCUUGACUAUUCCUUGUGAUUGACUUUUUACCAAAUAUGAAGUAUUGACAAACAGAUAUAAACAAAUCUUGGUCUGUAGCCUAUUAAUAGUAGUAUUAAUACUAUUAAUUCAAUUGAAUUUAAAAGAUUAAUGUCAGUUUAAUUUAAUAAGCAUUUUAUAGUUAUAAACUUACUAGUUAAAAAGUAUUAGUUAUUGUUCAAUAAAUCUUUUAAAUUAGCCUACAGAAUAAAAUAUUUUUCAGACAGAAUAAAAUAUUUUUCAGGCAAAAUAAUUGAAAUGAAGAAAUCCAGUAACAGUAAAGCUAAACCUACGACUAGUAAGGCUGGCUUUGAGUCUGAGGCCCCCAAAUCAGUUGUUGGAGGAAAUUCAGCAUCGGAUGCUCCAUUCUUCUUGUUCUACUCAAAAGAAUCGCCUUUUAGUCAGCAUCACCCUUCUCAGUUUACAAUAGAUGGAGUAGUGUUCAACUGUGCAGAACAGUACAUGAUGUAUUCAAAAGCAGGUAGGUUAACCAGUGCAGAACAGUAUGUGAUGUUUCAAAAGAAAUUAGACUAACCAUUAGCCUACAUUUACUAUUAUUUGAUAUUUUAUUUGAUUUUAUUCACGAUUAUGAACAUAAAUAUUUUUAGAUGCUCAAAAAUAUUACAAAGGAACAGUAGGCCUAUCAGUCAAUGUUACAUGAGCACUGUUAUCUCUGGUGAAUUUUCAAAUUAUAAGAGUGAUGGACCGCCAUAAAUCUUUCAAGUAGAUGAAUUGGACACCAACAAUUUGUCUAAAUAAAACAAUAUAAGUUCAGCUUUAAUAAUGAUCAUACAGAAUAUAAAUGUAGACGUUUCGGCAAAUAACUUCAUCAGUAGAAAAAAAAAAAACACUCAUACUCAUAUAAGUAUAAAAUUAAAUUAAAUAAUAUAUAUACACAUAUAUUAUAUAUACAUGUAUCCUACCUAACUAAAAAGGAUUUAAAAGAAUAAGAGUGGGCGCAAGAUUUUGUCAAGGACUUGCACCCAUUCUUAUUCUUAAUUUUUAAAUCAUGAAGUCAUCCAGCUUUGGAAUUUUCUACUCUUUUUAAUAAACUGAUUUUUAAAUAAUAAAAUCUAAUAAACAUAAACCUGCCACAAGGACUGAUCUCAUGCCCUAACUGACAUACAAGGCUAUGCAAAAACUAAGGAAGUAGAUUAAAAAUUUACGAGAUCCUUUAUAUUAAGAUUUGAAUUAGCCAGUUUAGUUCCAUGACUCUUGGAUGCAUCAUCAACGUCAAUAAUUUUACAAGUCUAAAUAAUGUUUUCCUGUGUUUUUGAUAAAAGAAAUUUAUUUUUAUUUAUUUUUUUUUGUGGCGUUAAAAAAAAUUCACAAUUUUUUUUUAUUUUAUUAUUUAAAUACAAUAUUUCGCGUUUUUCAGUUGUUACAUUACUCACAUCUCAUAUUUCAUAUUAUGGUGAAAAUGUGUGAUCUGUUUGCAGAAUAAAACCUUUAGUUAUAAUAAUAAUAAUAAUAAUAAUAAAGUUCAUUUCAAAAACACGCUUCAUCCCCAAAGGCUCGAAGCGCGGUACAAAGUCAACAAAAAGAAAAUCUAUAGUUUACCACAUUUAAAACAAACGCAACACGACAAAAACUAAGUACAAGCAUACAAUGGCAAAGUCUUUCUAGCCAUUUCAACCAUAAGCAACACAGCCAUUAUGCAUUAAUUGGAAAAUAAUGUUGACAAUCAUCCCAGAAGGUGUUUGCGAAAUAGAUGUGUCUUUAAAUCGGUUUUAAAGGACUCAAGUGUCUGGUUGUUUCUGAGAUCGACAGGAAGGGCAUUCCAAAUUAGUGGACCAGCAAAUGCGAAAGUGCGCUUUCCGUAAGUCUCAAGGCAAACACGUGGUGUCGAGAGUUUGCCACUAUCGGAUGAGCGGAGCUCUCUAGUGGGUACAUAAGGCGUCAGCAGCUCUUUCAGAUAGGACGGCGCCAGGUCAUGUAAGCAGCUGUAGCACAAAGUUGCGAUUUUGUACUCCAUGCGAGCACGCACUGGCAGCCAGUGCAGCUCUCUCAGAAGUGUUUUUGCAUGGUCAAACUUGCGUUUGCGGAGAACAAUGCGAGCCGCAUUAUUCUGCGCUAUUUGAAUUUUAUCCAGGAGCGUAGCUGGAAGACCCACCAUAAGAGCAUUGCAAUAGUCCAUGCGUGAUAGCACAAAUGCAGACAUCAGCCUCUUUGUUGCAUCAAUUGUUAGGAAGGGCCUGAUGACUUUCAAAAGUUAGUCUUCCAUCUAGGUAGACACCCAGGUACCGCACUGUUUGAGCUAACUCAAUACGCACACCUGAGAGAGUAAUGGAUGUAGUGUUAUUUGCAGAUUUUUGCUUCUGAGCGGUUGGGAUGGGGAGCAGCUCAGUCUUAUCAUCAUUUAAUGUUCAAUCCUUUAUUUUAUCUCUGAUCACGCUUCUGUGCUUUACUUGAAGUAAAUAAAGGAGACUUUAUAUUUUUUAGAGCUCCAAAAUAAUUUGAACAAUGCUUUAGUGUGAUCCAGCAUUGUAAGAUGAUACUAGUCAAUAUCCGGGAAUGGCAUAGCUGCCUUCAAUUUUUUAUUUUUUUUUUAUGCUACUGCUUCUGCUCGUUCAAUGAGGAUAGCACAUUUGAGAAAAAUUAAUGAGACUUACACAAUUGAGGAAAUUCAUGAGAAUUACCCAAUUUAGAAAAUUAAUAAAAUUAAACUCUUUGUAUCUUUUCAGUCAUUUUUGAGGAUGAUGAAAUGAAAUCAAAGAUCCUGGCAUCUACUAAUCCACAGGAACAGAAACGUUUUGGUAGAAAGGUCAGCAAUUUUGUCAAAGAAGUUUGGGAUUCUGAAUGUGAGAAUGUGGUGAAAAGGGCAUCCCUAGCAAAGGUAAGAAGCUGCCAGCGUCAUCCAUGCUCACUUUAAAAGUUUAUUCAUGGAAGUUGGUUUCACUGAUGAAAAUUUUUAGCGCUGAGAAUAUCAUUAGCGCAAUUGUUGAAUGUGCAGCUCAAGAUACUUGUCCAGUUUUUGUGUGAUGACACCUGGAUUUUAAUAUCCUUACAUCUUUUUGUUAAAAUUAACAAUGCUAAUGCUACAUAAGGACAUCCAUUCUAUCUUUCAGUUUGAACAAAAUCAAAAUCUGAGAGAAGAACUUUUUAAAACUUUUCCCAAGACAUUAGUAGAGGCCAGUCCAAGGGACCGGAUAUGGGGCAUUGGACUCGGGGCAUCACAUCCUAAAGCACAGGACAAAAAGGCAUGGAGAGGAAAAAACAAAUUGGGGUACAUCCUUACUCAAGUGAGAGAUGAACUGAUGAAAAAAUGUUUGUUUGAGUAAUGGUGGGGCUGUGGUACGGGGUCAUGUGGGGCAAGGAGGUUGUGGGUCGGGAGGUUGGGGGCAGGGAGGUUGUGGGACAGGGUGUUUUUUCGAGAGGGUGGUUGUGGGCCAGGCUGUUUGUACUGUUAAAAUUAAAUGACACAGCGAUAGUUCUGAAAUGAUCGUCUUAUAACAUCAAAUUCCUGAAAUAAAAACUCUAACCUUUUUAUCACUAUCUAUUAUAUAAACAUGUGAUUUUGUCAAUGCAAUAAUAAUGCAAUUUGUCUUUCACGAUUUUUCCGGUUAUUUGUCCGGGGCGCAAAUGUUUUAUUUAAAUUAUUUCAAGAAGAUGUUGCAUUCAUCUCUUUGUUUCAUCUAUUGUGAUAUCAUUCAUAGAAAACUGUUAAUGUUUUGCUUUUCCUUCAUCUCAAAAUUAUAUUGUUCUGUUUCCCCACAAUAAUAAUGUUAUGGUUCACCACAAUAAUAAUGUUCUGAUUCACCACAAUAAUAAUGUUCUGAUUCACCACAAUAAUAAUGUUCUGUUUCCCCACAAUAAUAAUGUUCUGUUUCCCCACAAUAAUAAUGUUCUGUUUCCCCGCAAUAAUAAUGUUCUGUUUCCCCACAAUAAUAAUGUUCUGUUUCCCCACAAUAAUAAUGUUAUGGUUCACCACAAUAAUAAUGUUAUGGCUCACCACAAUAAUAAUUUUCUAGUUCACCACAAUGAUAAUGUUCUGUUUCCUCAAAAUAAUAAUGUUCUGGUUCCCCACAAUAAAAUUGUUUUGGUUCACCACAAUAAUAAUGUUAUGGUUCCCCAACAAUAAUAAUGUUCUGGCCACCCACAAUAAAAUUGUUUUGGUACCUCACAAAAAUUUUUUUUAGGUUCAUCCCAUUUAAAUGUUUUGGUUGUAUUGGGAUGUUAUUUUAAAAUUAAGAAUUUUUUUUAUAAAACUUAUUUUGGUUAUAUUUAUUAGAUAAAUGUGGCAUUAUAAUGUACAAUGAUUGUGAAAACCCAUUUUAAUGUACAAUGAUUGUGAAAACACAUUUAAUGUGCAGUGAUUGUGAGAACAAAUUUCAAUUUAAAUGUUCAAUAAUUUUUGGAAUACAUUUAAAUGUACAAUGAUUGUGAGAACACAAUGUAAUGUACAAUGAUUGAUUGCAAGAACACUUUUCAAUUUAAAUGAACACUGAUUGGGAGAACACAUUUGAAAAUAUAAAUUCCGGUUAUUUUAUUUUUUGUGAAAAUCAUUCUUUAGUUGUUUGCUUAAAUUAAUGAUCGAGUAACAUUUGAACAUAGAAAAAGUGAAAGCAUACAGCAAUUCCAUAAUUUUUGUUUAAUGCAUACUUAAAAGUUUUUCAAAUUGCAUGAAGAUUUUUUUUGCCAUUUGUCGUUGAUUUUUAAAAUGGUUUUUUCUAAUAAUUGAAUCAAAUGUGAUUUUUUUAGAAUUAAACAUCUUAUUUUGAUAAACAACAAAUACUUUCAAAAGUUAGAAUUAGAAAAGUAA
Lymnaea stagnalis (great pond snail) is the source of this 5936-nucleotide messenger RNA. The record is from the annotation of a GenBank genome assembly. NCBI's taxonomy places the organism in Eukaryota, Metazoa, Mollusca, Gastropoda, Lymnaeidae.